Molecule: messenger RNA, 414 nt
Organism: Rhizophagus irregularis DAOM 181602=DAOM 197198
Lineage: Eukaryota; Fungi; Glomeromycota; Glomeromycetes; Glomerales; Glomeraceae
Source: RefSeq, a predicted model, not a curated record
AUUGUCAAAUGCUUUGGUUUAACACAAAACAUAUCAAAUAGAAAUUAUAUGCUUGUAAUGCGUAUUAUGGAUUUAAAUUUAAGAGAAUAUUUACAACAAAAUUAUAAUAAACUUACAUGGAAAGUAAAUAUCAAUAUUACUUUUGAAAUAGUUAGGGCACUUUAUUUUAUUCAUAAGGAAAAUGCAAUUCAUAGAGAUUUACAUUCAGGGAAUAUAUUGUUUUCAUGGUAUAUUAGUGAUCUUGGAUUUUGUGGCGUUGCUGAUAAAUCGUCAACAUGUAUAUAUGGAAAUCUUCCUUACAUAGCACCAGAAGUUAUUAAUGGAAAAGAAUAUACUUUUAAAUCUGAUAUUUAUAGUAUUGCAAUUCUUAUGUGGGAAAUUUCAUCUGGACAACCACCAUUUAUUAAUCGUGAG